This is a messenger RNA of Cladophialophora bantiana CBS 173.52, 1401 nucleotides long. RefSeq lists its product as uncharacterized. The coding region runs from base 1 to 1401 and encodes 466 amino acids. The transcript has a single exon. Lineage: Eukaryota; Fungi; Ascomycota; Eurotiomycetes; Chaetothyriales; Herpotrichiellaceae. The record is from RefSeq and is a predicted model, not a curated record.
AUGAACGCACACGUCAACGACGACAAUGACGGCAACGACGAUGAUGUCUUCGAUACACUGGACGAGCCGUCCGAUCACUCACCAGAUGAGGCGAGUGAUUCCGACGACUCCGAUGCUGGUGCUGGGGUCGGUGCUGCUGGGCGUUCGAACAACGCUGCCUCCUCGAUCCGGACUGACGACCACCACCCGCGGGCCCAGCUCCUCGAAGACCUGCAGGGUCAACUCCGUAGCCUCACGCUCGAGGCCGAGACGAUCCUCUCCCGCCAGCCGCGAAGCACGCAGCUCGCCCUGGCGGCCGAGACCAAGAGUCUCUUCGGCGAGUACAAGCAGUAUGGCUCCAUGGCUCGACUCAAAGCCGGGUUGGAGAAGUUUCUGAGGUCAGGCAAUGAGAAAGGGAGAAUCUGCUUUGAGGAAGAGAAGGAGGAGGGAGAAGACGGGAUGACCAAGGAUGGGCAACAAUCUCAAUUUCAACCUCCGUUUCCUUCUCACACCAAAAGAAGACCGGCUCAUUACGGCGAAGCCUUCAUGCUCAACGACACCGCCGACGACGACAAGCCUAAAUUUGACGAGGAGGUCGAUUUUCCCAGCACCACUCGCGCUAGGGAUGCUUCCUCCAGCCGCGACGACCUAGAGGACACAGCGCCGCAGCACAAGUCCUUCCACCAGUUCCGCACGGUCGAUCCUGACUCGGUGCCGUACGUGACGACGCUGCCGUGGGAUCCCAUCGCGACCAAGAUCAGCUGGGCGAACCACGCGCGAUGGCCCAAGGGGCUAUUGGGAAACCUGAACAAGAUUUUCAGUAUUGCCGACGCCGAGGCCCGCGAGCGCCUCUUCCACCACGUGUCCAAAUAUGGACCCGCCCCGAUUUUUCGGGUUGGCCUCGCGCAAUCUCUGAAGAGUGAGUUCGGGACCAUCUUCGAGCCCGCGCAGAAUCAUUACCUGGGCCUCACGCCCGAGACGCGCGCGUUCCUGCGCGGCGUCUACACCCGCGGUGGCGUUGGCGGCGGCGACGGCGGUGGUGGUGGCCACAAGCACCUCAACCUCGCCGAGCGCCGCAUCCUGGCCUCCACGUGCCGCGUCGCAGAGGACUCGGUCCAGAUGUUCUGGGAGGACAUGGCCGAGGCGUUGAAGAGUUACGAGGCAAUGCGCAUCUUCAUGGCCGCCAGAGAGGUCGAACGGAACGACGAGGACAAGCGCGUGCAGAUGGAAAAGCGCCGGGCAGAGGUCAUGAGGGCCCAUGUGGAGCGCUUCAACAGGGAGUUUCGCUCCGGUGCGAGUGCGAUUACAUCCUUUGCCAAUGCGACUGCGAAUCCGAUUCCGAAUCCGAACUUGAACCCCAACGCCGGUGCAAGUUCAGAGGGAGCGAAAGACACACGCACUGUACCUUCCUCACGGCGGUAA